AUGUGGGAGCCCCCACAGGGGGCUGAGGCAGCCCUGGCUUUUCUCUACUCCGGAGAUGCCCAACAGCUGCUGGGAGUGAAUUGCAGCAAGCAUUUUGAAGCUCGUGGGGCAGAAGCUAGACCAGGGAUCCCCUCAGUCCUACAGAGGGCAGCAGGCACUCUUGCUCAGGCUGCUAACUUCCUCAACAUGCUCCUUCAAGCCAACGACAUCCGUGAGUCCAGUGUGGAGGAGGAUGUGGAGUGGUACCAGGCACUGGUCCGCAGUGUAGCUGAGGGAGACCCAAGGGCCUACCGGGCUUUGCUAACUUUUAACCCUCCACCAGGGGCCAGCUACCUACAGCUGGCCCUGCAGGCGACCCGGAUGGGAGAGGAGACCAUCCUUCAGGAUUUGUCUGGGAACAGGGUGAAGGAGAGCCCAACUGGGGACCUGGACAGCCCUGCCCUGCAGAAGCGGGUGCUGACCAAUGACCUAAGGAGCCUCGAGAGCCCCAAGUGGCCACGGGGGGAUGGAUAUGUGGGGGACAUACAGCAGGUGAGGCUGUCUUCUCCCUUCCUGGAAUGUCAAGAGGGCCAGCUCCGUCCUGGCUGGCUGGUCACCCUCUCUGCCACCUUCUAUGGACUCAAGCCAGACCUCAGCCCAGAGGUCAGGGGGCAGGUGCAGAUGGACAUAGAUCUCCAGAGUGUGGACAUCAAUCAAUGUGCAAGCGGCCCAGGCUGGUACUCUAAUACACACUUGUGUGAUCUCAACAGCACCCAGUGUGUCCCCCUGGAGGGUCAGGGCUUUGUCCUUGGUCACUACCUCUGCCACUGCCGACCUGGAUUCUACGAGGAAACAGACUCUGGGGGAUUAGGGAGUGCCACACAGACUACGGAACAAUCUGGGUCCCAACAGGGCAGUUCAGGGAAGCUGCUUCAGUGUCAGCCAUGUCCCGAGGGCUGCACCAGCUGCAUGGAUGCCACACCGUGCCUGGUGGAAGAGGAUCUGGCAUUGCGGGCAACAGUGCUGGCCUUCCAGGCCUGCUGCAUGUUGGCUGUCUUCUUGAGCAUGCUGGUUUCCUACCGCUACCGCUGGAGCAAGAGGAUCCGGGCAUCUGGAGUUGUUCUGCUGGAAACUAUCCUUUUUGGAUCCCUGCUUCUGUACUUUCCUGUCUUCAUUCUGUACUUCAAGCCCAGUGUAUUCCGCUGCAUCGCUCUUCGCUGGGUCCGGCUGCUGGGUUUUGCCAUCGUCUAUGGGACCAUCAUACUCAAGCUUUAUAGAGUGCUUCAGCUGUUUCUGUCUCGAACGGCCCAGCGGGGCCCGCAUCUGAGCAGUGGGAAGCUGCUGCGGUGCCUAAGCCUGCUCCUGCUGCUUGUUCUGUGCUUCCUGGCUGUGUGGACAGCGGGUGUCCUGGAGAGAGGCACCCAGCACACACCUCUGGUGACCCGAGGCCACACUACUACUGGCCGCCACUUCUACCUCUGUCACCACGACCGCUGGGACUACAUCAUGGUUGUGGCUGAGAUGCUGCUGCUGUGCUGGGGCAGCUUCCUCUGCUACACCACCCGGGCUGUCCCCUCCGUCUUCCAUGAACCACGCUACAUGGGCAUCGCCCUGCACAACGAGCUGCUGCUCUCUGCUGCCUUUCACACAGCCAGGUUUGUGCUGGUUCCUUCCCUGCAUCCAGACUGGACCCUCCUCCUCUUCUUCUUCCACAGUCACAGCACAGUUACUGCCACACUGGCUCUGAUCUUCAUCCCUAAGUUACGGAAACCAGGGGCGCCUCCACGGGAGGAGAUCUUGGAUGAAGUAUAUGAAGAUGAGCUGGACCUGCAGCACUCAGGCUCCUACCUCAAUAGCAGCAUCGCCUCAGCUUGGAGUGAGCACAGCCUGGACCCGGGGGACAUACGGGAUGAGUUAAAGAAGCUCUAUGCCCAGCUGGAGGUCUGCAAGACCAAAGAAAUGGCUGCUAAUAACCCUCAUUUGCCCAAGAAGCAAGGCAGCUCACGUCAGGGACUGGGCCGCUCCUUCAUGAGAUACCUGGCUGAAUUCCCCGAGGCCCUGGCCCGGCAGCAUUCAAAGGACUCAGGCUCACCGGGCCACAGCAGCUUGCCUGGCUCCUCUCGCCGCAGGCUCCUCAGCUCCAGCCUCCAGGAAGCCAAGGGGCCCCCAGCCCUGUGCAAGUCCCACAGCACCUACAACCAAGGGGAACAGGACUCACCUCUCCUCAACUCUCUGCUGAGAAGGAACCUGUCCAAGAAAGCCUCUCGAAUAGAAAACCAGGAGUUGGUGGAGGGGCCCUCUGCCCUGAGCUUCAGGUCAGCCAGUGCCCACAAUCUAACGGUGGGAGAAAGGCUCCCCAGAGUCCGGCCCACCUCUCUGCAGAAGUCACUCAGUGUGGUGACUGGCUCCAGGGAAAAGGCCCUGCUGGUAGCCAGCCAGGCCUACCUGGAGGAGACCUAUCGGCUGGCAAAGGAGAGAGAGGAGCGAAAGAAAGCCGAGGUGGCUAUGGUGAGCCCAGUGCGGAGGCCAUCAGCCAGGAGGUUGGAGCGGACUCGAGGGGCCCCCCUGUCAGCUCCACCUUCCCCUGCGAAGAGCAGCAAUAUGGACAGCUCUCGUGCCUCUGGGAAUCUUCAUGAGGAAGCUAGAAGAAGGCUGCCUCACCCACCCAUCCGGCACCAGGUCUCUACGCCAAUCCUGGCCUUGUCUGAAGCCUGCCUGGGAGAGCCAAGGACGCUUUCUCCCACCUCCACCUUGGCCCCAGCUCUAACGCCAGCUCUGGCUCCAACACCCCACCCUGCCCUGGCACCCGUCCCAGUGCCCCCCCAGAGUCCCAGCUUACUCACCUUCAUCUGCCCCUGGGAGAAUGCAGAACUGCCAGUCAAGAAAGAAAAUGUGGUCCCAGAAGGUCCUUCAGGGACAGAGCAAGGCAGCCACUCCACUGCCCCAGCUAGAGCCAGGCUCUGGAGGGCCCUCUCUGUUGCAAUAGAGAGAAAGGGCACUGGGGAGAAUGAGAUGGACAAAGAAGACGGGUGUCUCCAGGGAGAGGCUGAUGAUGUGGAAGAAGACAAGCCCAAAAUCUCCAAAUCCCACAGCCUUAAGACUCCUGUGCAGCAGGGCUCCAUGCGCAGCCUGGGCCUUGCUAUCAAAGCUCUGACACGUUCUCGGAGCACAUAUAGAGAGAAGGAGUAUGGGGAGGGCAGUCCUGAGAAGGAAAAAGGCAGGGCUGCAGGCACCAGUGUGGGGGCUUCCCCUCGAUCUCCCAGGCUAGGCCGGCCCAAGGCCGUGAGCAAGCAGGCUGCCCUUGCUCCCUGUGAUGAUGAGGAAUCCUUCCAGAACCAACAGAAUGCCCACACCAGCAGAAUACUCCAAGUCUAUCACCAGGAGGGCAACAGAGAAAAAGAGGACAAAGGUAGGAAGACAUCCCAGAGUCUAGGGGAGUGGAAAGUAGAGAAAGCAGGUAAAACAGGGCUUGCCACACUGAGGCAAAUUUUGGGGGACAAAAGUGCUGAGCAAGCAAAGGAAGCCCCUGUUGGGAAGCAGGAGCGAUCCAAUGCUGGCCUCCAGCCUCUAGGCAGUGCUGGCCACUGGGUGGCAGAGGUAUGCCCCUGGGAAGUCACUGAGUCAGAAACAUGUCAGCUGGACAGUAGCAACAAGGCCAAAAUUUGCCCCUGGUUGGAAAGUGAAGCAGCAACUGAGAGGAAAGCAUCAAGACAAGAUUUAGGUGACUCCCAAGAAGAGACAGGGAAAGCCUCAGAGCCCAAAGGUAUGGUUGCCAUUGCUCAGAAAAAGCCAGAGAAGCUGGUCAGGGGCCAGGAGGCAGUGUAUCCCUGGGAAAGUAUCAAUCCUGGAGGUCUAUCCCAUCUGUCAGCCCCUCAGGACUCUGAUAAAACCCAAGACAGGUCUGAGGCAGUGGGCAGUGUGGAGGUGAGAAGAGUGGAGAAGCAUCAAGGGGAAGCCACUAGCCCAGAGGCUUGUUCACCUACCACUACCGAGGCAGAGCUGUACCCCUGGGAGGCAAGUGACAGGGAGCAAGGGACACCAGCUCAAGAAGUUAAGGAACUCCUCCAGGAAAAGCAGAAAGUCCCCAAGGAAACAACCUUCUGGAGCGCACAGAAACUAGAUGGAGACCUGGAGUCUCUCUGUCCAUGGGAGAGUACAGAUUUUCGGGGCCCCUCGGCAGUUCCACUUCAUGCCCCUGGAAGCCCAGGGUACUCAGGGAGUUUGGGCAGUAGCCUUGUGGAGGUGUGUCCAUGGGAGGCAGGAGAUGAACGUGCUAAUAGGAAAGCAGAGGUCUGCCCCUGGGAGCUGAGUGAUGAGCUAACAGGGAAGGAAGCAUUGAGUCAGGGGGUGGUUGGGGAAUCUCUCCCUAGAAAGGAGAAAUCCUUCAGAAAGGGGAGCUCAGAAGAGAUAGGGAAUCAAACUGUGAAAGCAGUGCCAACAGCAAGUCAAUGGCACAAGUCAGUGUGCCUCCAAGAGGGCACAGCCCCUGUGUGGUCCAGCCCAUGUUCAGACAACUCCUCAUCCAAAGCUGGUGGCCAAAUCCUAAGCAAUAGGGACAGCAGAGCAAUGGUGUGUCCAUGGGAAGUGCUCAAGCCAGAAGAAAAGAAAGCAAUACCUGCCACAGCAGAAGUCUGUCCCUGGGAGGUAGAUGGAAGAACAGAGAACUGGACAUCAGGGCAGGCACCAAAAGAAGAAUCUCAAAAGAACAAGGAGAAAAUCCCUGGAAAAGAAGGAAUCCAAGAUGUCACGGCAUGGGAAAAGCCUGAGAGGCAGAUCCAAAAGCAGGAAUCAGUCUGCCCCUGGGAGAGUGUGGACCCUGGCAGCUUUCCCCAAGACCCAGAGAGAUCCCAAGCUAUUUUCCAGGGGCCAGGUAAUACGGGAAGCAAAGCUGCUGAGAUCUGCCCAUGGGACAUAGAGGAAACCCUAACAGCCAAGAAGGCAAAGAUCUGUCCCCGGGAAGUGGGUGCUGGAGCAGAGGAGGAAAAGGCUUUAGGAGCUGAGGCCAUUAGUAACUCUCCAAACCAUAUAGGAAAGACUUCUGCAGAUUCUAGAUCCAAGCAGACAGCUGUUACUGCUCCAAAGAAGUCAGAGAGACCUGCACUGGAACAGGAGGUGGCCUGUCCCUGGGAUAGCUUUUGUUCAGGGGGCUCCUCUCAGCAUUCAGACACUCUGGACCCUGACAGACCAAAAGCUGGACUCCAGGAGCUGGAGCAUGUGGGCUGUAGGCCAGCAGAGAUAUGUCACUGGGAAGUGGAAGAAGCUCCCAUUAAUGAAAAAGCCAAGAUCUGUCCCUGGGAGGUAAAGGAAAGAGCUACUGAGAAAGGAAUGGAGAAAAAGAUGAAUCAAUCAGCAGAACAAUGGGAGAAAACUCUAGAAAACAGGAGACUCACCUCCCAGGGAGAAGGCAUAUCAAAAUGGGAGGCAAAACUCCAUCAAGAGCAGGAAGCUAUUUGUCUUUGGGAGGACAAGGACUUAAGGGAAUCAUUUGAUCAGGUCCCCAAGGUCUCAGACUUGUCUAGCAGCACUAGUAGCCAGGUGGCAGAGGGACAUUCCUUGGAAGUGAGUGAUGAAGCUACAGAGAAGGGGGAUGUGAGACAAGACCCAAAGACAGACUGCUCAGAACACAUGACCGAAGAAAAAGCUCCAGCUUUGAAAGCAGAAGUCACUACUGAACACAGAGAAAAAACAAGCAACAAGCUCCAAUCUGUCUGCCCUUGGGAGAACAUGGCUCCAGCAGGCUCUUCCUCCCACUCCAACAGUCAGUGCCUUGACCAGUCCAGAGCCAGCUCGCAGAGCCUGGUCAGUGCUGGGGGCAGAGUCACUGAGGUGUGUCCAUGGGAUGUUCCUGGCCUGGAUAGCUGCACUAAGGCUGAGAUCUGCCCGUGGGAGGUGACUGAGCGAAUCCCUGAAAAAGGGGUAUCAAGACCAGAUGGAAUGGGGGAAUCUCAAGAGAAGGAAAGAACCCCAGAAAAAUCAGAGCCCAAAGGUGUAGCAAUUCAGAAAACAACAGAGACAGGUAACCUCAGGAAGCAGAAGAUUGUGUGUCCUGGGGACAGUCAAGACUGGGAGGAUCUGUCUCCACAACCAGCCUCAAGCACUUCUGAAGGAAGCAAAGGCAGUACUGAGGCAGCAGGCUGCAUGGGGGCUGGAGUCGCAGAAGUGUGUCCAUGGGAAAUAGAGGAGGCUCUCUCUGCCAAGAAAGCAGAGAUCUGCUCUUGGGAGGUGAGUACAGGAAAAGCGGGGGGACUGGAACAAGGGCUGGAUGGAGAAUCACAAGGGCAAGGAGAGGUGUUCCUUCAAAAGACAGAAUUUGGAGGGGUUGAAGGACACUUUCCAAAAGCAGCAGCAAAACUCAACAGUAAGCAAGAGACAGUGUGCCCCUGGGAAGACACAGGGUCAGAGGGGCUUCUCCUCCAGCCAGACACUCUGGACACCAACCACACCAAUGUCAGCCCCCAUGGAGCAAGCAGCCUGGAAAGAAUAGCAGAGCUGUGUCAAUGGGAAGUCACAGAUCCAGAAGGAAAUAUAAUAAAGGGCACCAUGGCAGACAUCUAUUCUUGGGAGGAAACUAGAGCCCCUUUUGAGGAAUCUGGCCUCCUAGCUUUAACAGCAACACAGACAGAAAAUGUCAUUCCAUCCCCUGAGCAAUCACUAUGCCUUUUAGUUCACAGACCUUUGGAUAGCUUCCUUUCAGAAAGCAAGAGCCCCCACCCCAAGGUGAACAAGCCAGCCAGUACUUUUACUCUGGAAGGUGUCAGAGAACUACAAGGACCUUCAGGGCUUGAGCCAAUGACCAACUUGGCUUCGGAGCCAAGUCUCCAAGAAGCUAAGGCUCCGAAGUCUUCCUCCUUAACUGGAGACCAAGGACUAAUAGCUUCUGAAGUUCAAGAUGAAGAACUCAGCCCUCCACCUGCCUAUCCUUAGGCCUGGGAAUAACAGCUUCAUCUGGUGAGGUCAAAUACUGAGCUAGCCUUCAGGAGCCAAGGUCCUUUCUAAAUCCUGGUGUUCCCAAAGAGCUGAAUCAAAGACACUUGGUCACUUCCCCUCCCUAGGAAAGCCAGAAGACAACUAAUUCAAAAGACAAAUUGUACAAGAAGGAUGCAGUAUGGACAGCAAGGGAAGUCCACCCUCUCUUUACUUUUCUUCCUGCUGGAGGAAACAACAGCUAGACCUUCUGUUUCCAAAGAAUCCUCCUGCUUGUCCAGAAUACUUGACACAGCCAUGUGAGUCAGAGAACCCAUUUGUAAGGCCAGUGUCAGCAAUGAGAAGCAGUCAGCAGUGCCCACAUUAGGGAGACUCAACAAUUAAGUCUACCAAAUUUCCAUUUGUUGAAAAGAAACUGAACCUCACAUAGCACUGGCAACACAGGGACUAUUACCAGAGAAGGCUAAAUUGCUGUAUGAAUCUAAGGAAGUCAUUUAAUUCAAAUUAAAAGUUAAGUUGGGGGGGAAACUAAAAGGUCUUGCCACUUAAAUAUAGUGACUUUUUACUCUGAGUCUCCCAUUUUUGCUUCAUUGUUUCUCAUACCUGCCCUGCUUGCCUGUGAAGUAGAAACAAUAAGGUAUUCUGACAUCAUGUGAACAUCUGGCAUUGAAAGUGACAUCAGAGACAUCACAGAGAACAGAGGAGAAGCAGUUUUUCCAGGUCCUCCACUCCAGGCAAGGUGGAGUUUUCCUUUCUGUAUGUCUUCAGUAUGCCUCCCACUAGCUUUUUUCUCCAUCUGUCCCAGGUCUUGCUAUCCUGUCCCAGGUCUUGCCAGUCGCCAGAGCUCAUCUCACUAACCUGUUCUCCUUCUUCUAGUCUUUGAGCACUGUCUGCAACAAGACCCUUCUUUUACUAAUGCCACAGGAGCCAAUGGAGAAUUUCUGCUUCUCGUGCAAAACCACUACAAAUCACUUGCUUAGUAACAAGAGGCCACACCAGUCUCCUUCCAGAGGAGCCCAAGAAAGAAAAGAAGUCCUGUUUAUAGCCAAUAUUCAAACUACUUCUGCUCUCAGAAAGAGUAGAGCUCUGGGGCAGUUGAGAAGCCAGAGGGCCAGGACAGGCAUGAUGCAAACACAAGCUCUUCUUUCUUAGGCAGUUCUCUCUUAGCUUGACUCUCUUCUCAACCGUUAGUUCAGGUUACCCUUGCUUAAGCAGGGCUAGGUAACAGAGUGCUUGAGGUUAGAUGAUACUAGAGGGAAAUGAGGAAGGAGAAAAAC
This is a messenger RNA of Castor canadensis (American beaver), 8180 nucleotides long. It is a transcript of the gene Gpr179, whose product is annotated as G protein-coupled receptor 179. Gene Ontology annotation, cellular component: membrane. The record is from RefSeq and is a predicted model, not a curated record. Gene Ontology annotation, molecular function: G protein-coupled receptor activity. Gene Ontology annotation, biological process: G protein-coupled receptor signaling pathway. Lineage: Eukaryota; Metazoa; Chordata; Mammalia; Rodentia; Castoridae.